AUGCUCACGGUGCUCAUCUCUAGCGUGAUCAGGUGUAUAGACCCCUUAAAAAGUGAGGAAGCAAAAGAUCUUUUAUUGAAUGAGAUUGAACUUAACUGGGAAUUCCAAACCGAAACCAACAUACAGGCCAUUGAGUUGAAUCAACAUGUAGAAGAAGAUUAUUUUCUCUUUAUUGAAGAGUUAGUUUCUAAUCAACCUAAUGGUGAAGUGGAGCACGAUUUAGAAGUGUUGCUAGAAAAACGUAUUUGGACAAGACCGUGGAUUUUAAGAAGGAAAGAACGUGGAUCAUCUGCAUUACUUUUAGAAGAACUUCGCUGUGAAGAUAUAGGCGAGUUUAAGAGUAUUCUGAGAAUGUCGCCAGAUAUAUUCGAUAUCCUAUUAAGUUGUGUGGCUCCAAAAAUUCAACGUAUGAAUACUAUAAUGAGAGAGGCCAUACCAGCAAAAGUAAAGUUGGAGAUCACUUUAGAUUUUCUUUCGUCUGGCAUCAAUUACAGGAAACUCAGUCACUUUUACCGAGUUUCAAGAUCUUCAAUAUGUAAAUUUAUACCUGAAGUAUGUGUCGAAAUUUACAAGGCAUUAAAAGAAAACAUUAAGCUCCCGAUCAAUAACGAAGAAUGGGCGGAAAUAGAAAAUGGAUUUAAAAACAGAUGGAACUUUCCGCUAUGUUAUGGCGCCAUUGACGGAAAACAUAUACAAAUUGUAGCACCCGACAACAGUGGCAGCAUAUAUUUUAAUUACAAAAAAGUAUUCAGUAUUGUUCUUUUGGCAAUAGUAGAUGACGAUUAUUGUUUCCGAUAUAUUGAUGUCGGUGCAUGCGGAAUGGCAUCAGAUGGAAGUGUAUUUAGAAAUUGCUCUAUUUAUAAUAAACUAGAGAAUAAUCUUUUACCAAAUGGUGGAGUGAUUGUUGCCGAUGGUGCAUUUCCGUUAAAACCAUAUAUGAUGAAACCUUACCUUACCCAGGUGACAAUUUAA
Molecule: messenger RNA, 972 nt
Organism: Metopolophium dirhodum (rose-grain aphid)
Lineage: Eukaryota; Metazoa; Arthropoda; Insecta; Hemiptera; Aphididae
Exons: 4
Coding region: 1-972 (323 amino acids)
Source: RefSeq, a predicted model, not a curated record